Molecule: messenger RNA, 1214 nt
Organism: Lontra canadensis (Northern American river otter)
Lineage: Eukaryota; Metazoa; Chordata; Mammalia; Carnivora; Mustelidae
Gene: SIT1
Product: signaling threshold regulating transmembrane adaptor 1
Exons: 5
Coding region: 122-661 (179 amino acids)
Biological process (GO): signal transduction; T cell homeostasis; regulation of T cell activation
Cellular component (GO): plasma membrane
Molecular function (GO): kinase binding
Source: RefSeq, a predicted model, not a curated record
AACUGUGGGGGCCAGGCCUGGGGAGGGCUGAGAGUAAAAGGGCCUGCAGCAGCAAUCAGGCCAUAAGCCAGGCUGACCCCUCAGCGCAGGGCUUACAGACUCAGCUCCCAGGUCAGCAGUCAUGAGCAGAGGUGCCAACCGCACAGAAGUCACAGAACUGCUAGUGCCCGGAAUCCCCACUGUGACUCAGGCCUGGGGAUUGUGGGCCCUCUUAGGGGCUGUGACGCUGCUGCUUCUCAUCUCACUGGCUGCGCACUUGUUCCGAUGGACUAGUGGCCGGAACAGAAGCCAUCCGGGACAAGGACGCUCUGGAGGAUCUGUGGAAGAGGUCCCCCUAUAUGGGAACCUGCCUUAUCUUCAGACUGGUCGGCUGUCUCAAGAACCAGGGCCAGACCAGCAAGAUCCAGCUCCUAGAGACCCUGUCACGGCUACAGAAAAAGUGAUGUGCUAUACCAGCCUGCAGUUGCGGCCUUCUCAGGGCCAUCUCCCCAGCCCCGGAACCCCCAUCAAGUACUCAGAGGUGGUGCUGGAUUCUGAGCCAAAGCCCCAGGCCUCAAGCCCCGAGCCGGAGCUGUACGCCUCAGUGUGUGCCCAGACCCGCAGGGCACGGGCUUCCUUCCCAGACCAGGCCUAUGCCAACAGCCAGCCUGCACCCAGCUGAGACGGAGGAGCUGGCAGAGUGGGACGAUCAUCACCCCAGCCUCCUCUGCUGCAGGGGUUACUGCUACCCUGCCCCAGCAUGACUGUUUCCCAACCACCCCCCCAAAGACAGGUAGUCAAUGUCUGGUCACAGGAGGUAAUGUUUCCCAAACUUCCCCUCUAAGUGAGGGAGACACUUCAGGGGAACGAGUAGGUCCCUGGUUUCUUGGGGAUGGAGGAAACUAUUUAUUCCCCUAAGGCCCCAAGCUCCCAAGUUACUCACUUCCCGUCCUUGUGGAUUUUAACCAGAUCCUCUCUGUUUCGGCUCCCUUAAAGUCUAUAGUUCAGAGUCCGCUCAGAUACCGGAAGUGGGCAGUGGUGGAGGGGGUAACCGCCUGAGAGAAGGGUGGGUAUUCUCGUUGGGACCCCAUAGUCUGGAGGGAUCCUGGAACCUAGCGACCUGAGGAACCCAAGCCUGGCUUCUUAUCUGAGAACCCUGGCUGGAGAAUACCAGCCCACAUCCUGCUGCCUCUGUUAUGUCCCCAAGUUUUUCAAAUAAAACUUCUCAGAAAGUG